This is a messenger RNA of Aspergillus alliaceus, 4124 nucleotides long. Its product is annotated as putative serine/threonine protein kinase. Gene Ontology annotation, molecular function: ATP binding; protein serine/threonine kinase activity. Bases 309 to 3950 code for a protein of 1213 amino acids. Gene Ontology annotation, biological process: intracellular signal transduction; protein phosphorylation. The transcript has 2 exons. NCBI's taxonomy places the organism in Eukaryota, Fungi, Ascomycota, Eurotiomycetes, Eurotiales, Aspergillaceae. The record is from RefSeq and is a predicted model, not a curated record. Gene Ontology annotation, cellular component: cytoplasm.
UCAAUUUCACCGUUGUCCGGCACACGGUUGUCUCGCCAGUCGACUUACUUGGCUGUCAUUGCUGUCAGACCGAAUUCUGAGAGUAAUGCCGGUCCGUUCGUGCACAGUGUCAGAGCUUCCCAUCAGCUCGCCUUAAAUCAAGUGGUUUAUUGAGAAAGGUAAUAACAUAAGAAUAUUAUCAAAAGUGGGCACCAAAGGAAGAAAGGAAAGAAAACAAGAGGGUCAAAAUCAGGGAGUAGAGAGGGGGGCCACAAAGAAGAGGAUGCUCUGUUGUAACUGAAACGGAGCUGGUUCGAAUAUUUGAAGACAUGAAAAUGACUGAUCGGCCCCCUUCAGUACCCGGUCUGGAGGAACCUAUUAAUUACAUUGCCCGAAAUGGUCAUAUAUCGGACGGCCCUCACAGACAAGGCCGGGAAAAACCCCGUGAGGCUUCGGAUUCGUUGCGAUCAGUGUCGACAGAGGUGGAAGUCAAACAGUCCGUAACCAGGCCACCAACCGCCAAACUGCCUCUCCAAAAUGAUCUAACGGACGGUCAAACUACUCUUCGUCAUCCGUUCCCCCAUCUUUACCAUUCCUCCAGUACCUCCCGAUCUCCUUCCACCCGAACCUCUUCGAGUUCACUGCAAGCAUUAAACGAGGAUAUCGUUGUCGAUGCCCGGUCCGAUCUCGGCGCGAUCGGCCGGGGUCCCCUUCCCCGGAGGAGUUCCCACCUAGGGCAGUCAGAUACCCAACCUGCCGAAUAUCCAGUCUAUCCCGAUCAGUCCUACGCUGUCCUCCAAUCUCAAGUUCACCCCACUUACCAGCUUCCGUCUAUCCGUUCCAGAAACUCCUACCCAUCACGAAUUGAGGUCCUUGGGCGAUUUCCCCCGUCGCGUGCCUCUCGCACAGCAGGCAAUACUCCGGUGUCCAGCCCAGGGCUAUUCUCUAUCCGCAGCCCUCUUCGUUCGACCUCUUCACUCGUGUCGGACGAUGACGGCCGGAUCAGCAGUCCUUUUCUUCACCCAACCCAUCUCCAGCCGCCGAAGGAAACACAUACAGCUGAGGUAGACAGGGACACUGUAACCGGAAACAAAGUAAUCAACCAGUAUGAGAUCUUAGAAGAACUCGGACGCGGCGAACAUGGGAAAGUGAAAUUGGGAAGACAUGUGGGCACCCGCCAGAAAGUCGCAAUCAAGAUUGUUCAGCGGUAUUCAAAACGACGUCGUCUGGGUAAACUGGGGAAUCCCGAGGACAAAGUGAAGAAAGAAGUUGCGAUUCUGAAGAAGGCCCGACACCCGAAUGUGGUUAGCCUUCUAGAGGUGAUUGACGAUCCAAAUCGCCAGAAGGUAUACAUCGUCCUUGAAUAUGUCGAGAACGGCGAAAUUAUUUGGCGGCGACGAGGGCUACGAGAAGUUGUCCAUGUCGACAAGCGCCGACUGGAACGUGAAAAAGCGGGCAUUCCCGAUUCCCCUUCAUUCAUGGAGGAGUGUCAACAGUAUAUCCGGACUGCUCAACAUCUUCGCCACCAACGUGAGAAAGCACGCGAGCGACGUCAAAUGCAAGCCGCACACGCACAAGAAGCUCCCAUCCCUGCCUGGAGUUUAGAGCAUGGAGCAGAGUCAGAUGACGAACUGGGGCCCGAAUUGACAGUCACCCGUACGCCUAGCUGUUCCAGGAUGAGCCAAGAAGACAUCCAGUCUUCUCCAAGCCAUUCUUCACAUGAUGCGGCCCUAGCUGCGGUGGAAGGCAGUAUGUAUGGGGCUUAUAUGGAUUAUCCCUUUGAGAGACGGUUUAGCACAGCGUCGAGCAGCUUUGGAUAUGCGCCUUCGGAGCCCGAAUGGACACCUGAUGAUGACGACAUGUCCUUUGUUCCCUGUCUAACCUUCACUGAAGCACGCAACGCAUUCCGGGAUUCCCUGCUUGGUCUCGAGUACCUCCAUUAUCAGGGUAUCAUUCACCGCGAUAUCAAGCCUGCAAACCUCCUACUCACCAGCAAUCACCGUGUUAAGAUCUCAGACUUCGGUGUGUCUUACCUGGGGCGACCCAUGAGGGAUGAAGAGGAGGAGCAAGUUGGGGAGACAGAUGCGACUGAGCUGGAUGACGCUCGGGAGCUAUCUAAAACUGUGGGAACACCCGCUUUCUACGCUCCGGAGUUGUGCUAUACGGGCGAAGACUUCGUCGAUGCCAUUGGCAACGUACCGCGGAUUACUGGUGCUAUUGAUGUCUGGUCCCUUGGCGUCACUCUUUAUGGUAUGAUAUUUGGGCGCUUGCCAUUCGUCUCCGAUGAUGAAUACAAUAUGUUCCAAACAAUUGUGAAGAAAGAUGUCUUCAUCCCACGCAAACGCCUGAAGCCUGUCGAAGACGACCCUGACACGGUCAGUCAAUGGCCCCGUUAUGCAGAUGGUGACAAACGAAUGGAAGAUGAGCUUGCGUAUGAAGAUAUUGACGAUGAGUUGUUUGAUUUAUUAAAACGACUCUUAACCAAGGAUCCCGUCAAGCGAAUUACCGUGAAAGAGAUAAAGCACCAUCCUUGGGUCCUAGACGGUCUACCCAACCCCAGAGCGUGGGUGGAGGAAACUGAUCCAGGCUACCAGAGUAAGGGUAAGAGGAUUGAGGUAUCCAACGAAGAAGUUACCACAGCUGUGAGCAAAGUCCCGUUUAUACAGCGUGUGCGAUCCAACGUUGCAAAGUGGUCCAACUAUCUUACUGGGCGGUCCAAGGAUAAAGACUCUAGCAAGCGAACGUCCAGUGCAGCUCCCUCAGUCGAGUCUUCUUCCGCAUCAAGUAACAACAGCUUUGGAAAGUACCUUUGGGACAGUCGUCGUGCUAGUCUCAGGGAUGAGGACUUCUUGCGACCGCCCCGUCUAAGCAAAGACGGUGAGCAUCCCCUAUCGCAGAGUGUCACUGCGAGCCCAGUGGGUAGGGAGGAGCAAACUUCCUACUUUGAGGGAGCCCUAGUCGGCUCAUCGUUAUCACUUGACCGGACCCCGCGGCCAGACCCGCCAGAGCGUGCGGUAUCUACAUUGUCCACAGCCGAGUCCGCAAAGACAGUAAAGGCAACAAACUCCAACUCCACGCCUGUACCCCAAAGAAGCGUUACACCAGCUCGCACGGAGGCCCCAUGUACUACCAACGUCAACGGCCUUUUUGGCGGUGCAAGUCGUCGGUUUGCCAGAGGACUCCAAUCUGGAGAGCGGCGCUCGGAUAAAUCAGUCUCUGAGUCUGCGUCUCUGGAUGGGGAUCGUCAUUGCGAGCCCACUUUAGCGUUGAGUGUCGCAUCGGCGUUGGGACAGCAUUCUAAUUUACUGCCAGAAGAUAACUCAUCUUUAUUGCGAGCUGAAGGAUCGACCUCUGCGUCCUCGGGACACCGACGCAAUCGCUCCCAUCAGCUGCCGGGCAAGUCUUCCACAGAGCCUUUCCACCUCACCAAGGAGGCAUUAUUACGUCAGAGACGUAGCGACAUUGAACCUAGUGCCAACGGAACCCAAUCAUUUCAUCGUAGAGGCAGCGAGCCAUCUACGAAGGAUUGUAUCAGCCUAGGAUUGGAAGCUCAGCCCCGGGUACCAGACUCACUUGGUGAAAGUGUUUUUACCGACCCGCCAUCUGGGGGACUAACAACCUCGCCUCCAUCCUCGGUUGAGGACUAUACCAGCGGAAUGUCGCAGAGUGCUUCGCACCCAAGUAUACCAUCCGUCGCCUCGGGGGCAUCAUCGCUUUCCGGCAAAGGUGAUCCGUCUGGAAAGGAUGGAGAUUCAGUAAUCCAAGUUCCUUCUAUUCUUCGCACGGGUGAAACCGUUAAAGCGCAGCACAUAAGCGUGUCACGAUCAGCGGAUGACGAUGAAUCUCGGUAUUAUUGUGAUGAUGAAAAUGAAUCUGAAGACGACUCGGAGGACGAGGGCCUUGUCAUUGGCAAAAAGAAGGCGACACCUCAAAAACCAAUUAUUCGUGGCGACAACCUACCAAAGUCUUGAAUUAUAUAUGUCAAUGCGAAGCUACUUUGUUGUUCGUCGGCUGUACAGCCGACCAAAGGUGAAAAGUUUCGUUCGGAGCUUGUCAUACCCAAAAGGCCCUUUACCGCCUCACUUGGUCACGAUGUCCCUUUCUUACUUCUUAAUAUUUUUUUUCUAUCUAUCACGAGUUGUCUU